Messenger RNA from Paramecium primaurelia, 399 nucleotides. Lineage: Eukaryota; Ciliophora; Oligohymenophorea; Peniculida; Parameciidae. The record is from the annotation of a GenBank genome assembly.
AUGAGAUUAAAUACUUUACCGGAUGUUCUUUUUCCAAAUCCCAUUCAGCAUCCGAAUUUUAAGAUCUCAUUUUUAGAUAAGGUUAGGGAAGAUAUACUCAAUGUAUAGAAUUAAAAAUAAUUAUAGAAUCAAUUAUUAAAUGAACCCAUGCGUAGGAGUAGAUAAAAUAUGACUAUACGUUCAUAGUAGAGAGGAUCAAUUAGAAUUAUUAGUCCAUCAAUUGUCACGUCUCAAAAUAAUACAUAAACUAAUUUUAGAUCUGGGUCUUCAAAGUUCAAGGUAAUAAAAGAACACUCUCAGAUGGAAGAAAUGGAUGAAACAUUUUCUCGAACAAGAACACCAUCUCAAUUAGUAAAAAGAUUAAAAAGAGGAUUAUCAAUGUUUGAAAAAUAGUUAUGA